Molecule: messenger RNA, 2175 nt
Organism: Danio aesculapii
Lineage: Eukaryota; Metazoa; Chordata; Actinopteri; Cypriniformes; Danionidae
Gene: cnga1a
Product: cyclic nucleotide gated channel subunit alpha 1a
Exons: 6
Coding region: 16-2127 (703 amino acids)
Biological process (GO): monoatomic cation transmembrane transport
Cellular component (GO): plasma membrane; intracellular cyclic nucleotide activated cation channel complex
Molecular function (GO): intracellularly cAMP-activated cation channel activity; protein-containing complex binding; intracellularly cGMP-activated cation channel activity
Source: RefSeq, a predicted model, not a curated record
UUUAGGAAAGGAAUCAUGACGGUUGUACCUACAUCAUUGGGUGUAGCAGUCCCACCCCGAGUGUCUCCAAUUAUUGAGGUGGAGGAGGACAACGAAGACCCAAUUCCAGUUCCGACUCCAGGACGAGUAUUUAAUGUCAACAACAGCAACAACAAUGAGGAGGAAGAGAAGAAAAAGAAAAAAGAGAAAAAAGAAAAGAAGGAGAAAAAGGAAAAGAAAGAGAAGAAAGAAAAGAAGGAGAAGAAUCAAAAGGACGAGAAGGAAAAAGAUAAUGAGAAAGAAAAGGAAAAAGAAAAGGAAAAGGAGAAGGAAAAAGAGAAGGAAAAAGAAAAAGAAAAGGAGAAAGAAAAGGAAAAGGAAAAAAAGGAGGGGCCCAGGGAGGUGUUUGUGAUUAACCCUGCGGGACUUCUGUACUAUCAGUGGCUGCUUAUAAUCACAUUCCCUGUCAUGUACAAUUGGACAGUUAUAAUUGCACGAGCCUGUUUUGAGGAGCUUCAGCAUGAAUAUCUACUGACGUGGUUCCUCCUGGACUACACCUCUGACCUGCUUUAUUUGGCUGAUAUGGCAUUCAGAGCACGAACAGGUUACCUGGAACAGGGCCUGCUUGUCAAAGAUGAGAAGCUCCUCCGCAAGCGGUACACCGACAGUCUCCAGUUCCGCCUCGAUGUCAUCUCUAUGCUACCCACAGACAUCUUUUACUUUGUUUUAGGGUUAGACUACCCAGAGAUCCGCAUAAACAAGCUACUCCGGCUGAACCGCAUGUUUGAGUUCUUCAAAAUCUCUGAAACCAUGACCAACUACCCCAACAUCUUCCGAAUCUGCACUCUGGUCAUGUACAUCAUCAUCAUCAUCCACUGGAACGCCUGCCUCUACUUCUCCUUCUCCAAGUCUAUUGGAUUUGGGUCGGAUGCAUGGGUGUAUCCUGCUCUCACCGAGCCUGAGUUUGGAGAGCUCAUGCGGAAAUAUUCCUUCAGCCUCUACUGGUCCACACUUACUCUCACCACCAUUGGAGAAACGCCAUCUCCAGAGCUUGACUCUGAGUUCUUCUUCCAUGUAGUUGACUUUCUGGUUGGCGUCUUGAUCUUUGCCACCAUUGUAGGUAACAUUGCAACAAUGAUCUCAAAUAUGAACGCAGCCCAGGCUCAGUUCCAGGCUCGGAUUGAUAAUAUUAAGCAGUACAUGCAUGCACGGCAUGUCAGCAAGGAGCUUGAGGACCGGGUCAUCAAGUGGUUUGACUACUUGUGGACUAACAAGAAAGCGCAAGAUGAACGAGAAGUACUGAGGUACUUGCCAGACAAGUUACGAGCGGAGAUUGGCAUGAACGUACACUUAGAUACACUCAAGAAAGUGCGUAUUUUUGCAGACUGUGAGGCCGGGUUGCUGAUUGAGUUGGUGUUGAAGCUUCGCCCUCAAGUCUUCAGCCCUGGUGACUACAUCUGUCGUAAAGGUGACAUCGGUCGUGAGAUGUACAUCAUAAAGGAUGGUAAACUUGCUGUGGUGGCGGAUGACGGUGUGACUCAGUUUGUUGUUCUUGGCGAUGGAAGCUACUUUGGAGAAAUUAGUAUUCUAAACAUCAAGGGCAGCAAAGCAGGAAAUAGACGGACAGCUAAUAUCCGAAGCAUUGGCUACUCAGACCUCUUCUGCCUGUCCAAAGACGAUCUGAUGGAGGCUUUGACAGAAUAUCCGGAUGCCAAGGCUAUGCUGGAGGAGAAAGGGAGGCAGAUUCUGUUGAAGGAUGGUCUGCUGGAGCUGGACCCCUCUAAGCUGAAGCCGGAUGAGAGGGAUUUGGAAGACCGCGUCAACCGGAUGUACAGCACACUACAGCUCAUGCAGACCAAGGUGAACAAGCUGUUGGCACAACAAGAGGAGACACGGAAGAGUAUCAGACGCCGAAUUGUUGAGAUUGAACGCUUUGUUGGGGAGGCGGUGGAGGAUGAAGAGGAGGAGGAGGAGGAGGAGGAGAAGGAAGAAACUGAGAGAGAAAAGAAAGAGGAAGAGCCAGAGAAGAAGUUAGAGGAAGAGGCAGAGAAAGAGAAAUUAGAGGAAGACAAGGUAAAGGAGAAAGAGAAAGAGGAGGAAAAGACAGAGGAAGUGACCGGCGAGGAAAAGAAACACGACGAACCAUAGAAAAGACCUUACGAGACUGUGAUUAAACAGAGAAGGUCGCUGGAUUUA